Penicillium roqueforti is the source of this 1527-nucleotide messenger RNA. RefSeq lists its product as uncharacterized. The transcript has 2 exons. Gene Ontology annotation, molecular function: transmembrane transporter activity. Bases 1 to 1527 code for a protein of 508 amino acids. NCBI's taxonomy places the organism in Eukaryota, Fungi, Ascomycota, Eurotiomycetes, Eurotiales, Aspergillaceae. The record is from RefSeq and is a predicted model, not a curated record. Gene Ontology annotation, biological process: transmembrane transport.
AUGGUGUUCACACGUGGCGAUAUAUCCGGCCACGAUGAUCAGACAAUAGAUCAUCAAGAUCCUAGCAAAGAUGUCAUAAUUGUGUCCUGGGAUGGGCCGCGAGAUCCAGGAAACCCAUACAACUGGUCUCUGUGCGAGAAAUGGCUUCUCACAGCCCUCGCCGUGUUCGCCACCUUCAUGACCAUGAUCAACGGCACAAUCAUCACAGUAGCCCACGAUCCUAUGAAUGAGCGCUUCAACAUUUCAGAUGCCCAUUUCCCACAUUCAUACUGGCCCGUCACAUCGUGGGCCGUUGGCGGUGGCUGUUUCUCCCUGCUGGUCCUGCCGCUCAUGGAGGAUUUCGGUGUGCGAUGGGUGUUCCUGGGCACGUACGUGACCUUCAUCUGUUUUGUCGUGCCCCAGGCUGUGGCACAGAAUUUUUACACGUUGGUCAUAACGAGAUUCUUCGCCGGGGGUUGUGUCUCCAUCCUCGCCAAUACCUCUGGCACGGUGAUUGGGAAUGUCUGGGACACAGAGCUAAAUCGCAACGUUCCUGUCAGUCUUUUUAUCGUUGCCUACCUGUCGGGUAGUAGCAUUGGCCCCGUCAUUGGGGCUGCUAUCUACCAGGCUCUCACGUGGAGGUGGAUUGGCUAUAUCCAGAUCAUGUGGUAUGGCGCUUUCUUCCCUCUGUACUUCUUUUUGUUCAGAGAGUGUCGUGGAAUUGCAAUCCUAGGGCAGCGAGCUAGGGCUCUGCGACGUGAAGGCCAGAGCGCUUAUACCCAGCAUGAAAUCGACACACAAGGCCAGUCGAUUUUGAGUAUUGUGGGCCACAGCGCGAUCAGACCUCUUUUUCUCUUCUUCACCGAGUCCGUGGUGUUUGUAUCGACGCUAUGGUCCGCCUUUACCGUCGGUACGUUGUACCUAUUCACUCAAUCUGUUGAGCAGGUGUUUGUAGCCCUGUAUGGCUGGACACCAGCACAAGCUGGAUACGUCCAAUCAGCAGUCGUGAUCGGAGAACUUCUGGGAUGGGUGGUUACCUUGUUCUCAGGCAAACUUUACUUCAACUCGGCAUCCCGCAACAAGGAAAUUCCCGGUACGCCUAUUCCGGAGGCCCGGCUGUACCUCGCUAUUGUAGGCGGUAUCUUCGGCAUCUCGGGUGGUAUGUUCACAUACGCUUGGACCUCAUACCCCAAUCUUCCGUGGAUCGCACCGGCCGUUGGUCUCGCCAUGGUAGGGGCUGGCAGUGUCAUUGUCGUGACGGGAAUUUCCGACUAUGUGGUCGAUGCGUAUAGCAAAUAUGCAGGCAGUUGCAUGGGUAUCAUUGCCACUGGUGAGAACACCCUGGCUGCGUUCCUCCCUCUAGCUACCAUGAGCAUGUAUUCUCAUCUUGGCCUCCGAUGGGCUAGUACGCUACUAGCUUUCAUUGCAUUGGCUCUAUCUUUUGCCCCGAUAUUGGUGCUGAUAUGGGGCAAAGAGAUCCGUGCACGGAGUCCGUUCAUGAAGGAAGCCAUGGUGGAAAAGAGGAGGAAGAGUAUCGACUCGGUCUGA